UUCAACCUUAUAAAAACCACACCUUCCUUGUUUCCCUCUUCCUACACCACCCGCACUGCAGCACUCUCUUUCUUCUUCAUUCUUUAUUCUUUGUUCUCUGUUCUGUCUCUCUCUCUCUCCUUCCCUUUGUUUGGAACCAUGGACAAUGUUAAACUGGUUAAGAAUGGUGUUCUGAGAUUGCCACCUGGAUUCAGAUUCCAUCCUACUGAUGAAGAACUUGUUGUUCAGUACCUUAAGAGGAAAGUUUGUUCUUCUCCUUUGCCAGCUUCUAUCAUCCCUGAGUUCGAUGUUUGCAGAGCUGAUCCUUGGGAUUUACCUGGUAAUUUGGACAAGGAGAAAUACUUCUUUAGCACUAGGGAAGCCAAGUACCCAAAUGGGAACCGGUCCAACCGAGCUACCGGUUCUGGUUAUUGGAAAGCUACCGGUAUUGAUAAACGUGUUGUGACCUCUAGAGGAAACCAAAUCGUUGGUUUGAAGAAAACUCUUGUUUUUUACAAAGGCAAACCACCUCAUGGCUCCAGAACCGAUUGGAUCAUGCACGAGUACCGUCUCUCUUCUUCUCCCCCGAGUUCUAUGGGUCCGACGCAGAACUGGGUACUCUGCCGUAUCUUCUUGAAAAAAAGAGCUGGAAACAAGAACGACGACGACGACGGAGAUAGCCGGAACCUUAGAUAUAUUAAUAACAACUCGAAUGACCAAAUUGAUAUUAUUACAACAACAGACCAAACAAACGAAGAUGAUAAAACGAAACCAAUCUUCUUCGACUUCAUGAGAAAAGAGAGAACAACAGAUUUGAACCUUAUGCCUAGCUCUCCUUGUUCCGACCAUGCUUCAAGUGGAGUCACGACGGAGAUCUUCUCUUCUUCCGAUGAAGAGACCAGUAGUUGCAAUAGUUUCAGAAGACAUCUUUAAUUUAAUUUUAAUGUUGACUAUCCCUUUAAUAAGUUAUACCAUAUUAAUACGACGACCCUUCUUCUUUCCCUUCCCUUUUAUUAUUCAAUUCCCAAAUGUUUUUACUUGAAAACGAAUCUUUGUCUUCUUUUUCUCGUUUCGUAUUUUUAAUAUGGUUUCGGGGAACUAGUUGCAGUUUCAUCUGAGUUAAUCUACCACCCUUUUCAAGAAAA
Molecule: messenger RNA, 1124 nt
Organism: Capsella rubella
Lineage: Eukaryota; Viridiplantae; Streptophyta; Magnoliopsida; Brassicales; Brassicaceae
Product: NAC domain-containing protein 83
Exons: 3
Coding region: 139-912 (257 amino acids)
Biological process (GO): regulation of DNA-templated transcription
Molecular function (GO): DNA binding
Source: RefSeq, a predicted model, not a curated record